Messenger RNA from Fukomys damarensis (Damara mole-rat), 4590 nucleotides. It is a transcript of the gene Kcnj1, whose product is annotated as potassium inwardly rectifying channel subfamily J member 1. The coding region runs from base 2118 to 3296 and encodes 392 amino acids. The record is from RefSeq and is a predicted model, not a curated record. Gene Ontology annotation, biological process: potassium ion import across plasma membrane; regulation of monoatomic ion transmembrane transport. Gene Ontology annotation, cellular component: plasma membrane. The transcript is spliced from 2 exons. Lineage: Eukaryota; Metazoa; Chordata; Mammalia; Rodentia; Bathyergidae. Gene Ontology annotation, molecular function: ATP-activated inward rectifier potassium channel activity.
AUCCCAACCCAAAAGCUCUUGUUGGCUACAUCAAGGAUCACUAAUACAUGAAGCUUUAAAAAUCAUCUCCUGUGCCUCUCCAGAGGCAAGUGACUCGACUUCCUCAUUGACGUCUAAAUAAACAAGCCACUGGACACCCCAGGCUGCAAGAAAGUUGGAUAAACAUUUGCUUGGGAGGAACCACUUUGGCAAAGUUCUCGGAGCUGAUCUGCCCUGUUCAGGUCCCACAGACAUCAAGUGCCAUCAUGAGAAAGUGGCAUUGAGCUGAUAUUGCCUUCUCCAUGUCCUCUUUGCAAAAUCAGCACUGAGUCCUUCAUAUCUUCAUGAAUCUAUUUAUUUCCUUGACAAAUACUUAUUGAACCUCUGGUCUCUGCUUGGAGCUGGUGUAGGGGGCAGGAGGAGGAGAUAGUAGGAGUCACUGCCUUUAGAUCAGCAUGAAAGUUACUGUAUGAGUCAAAAUAAUUAUUUAUGCUACAAAUGCAAAGGGUACACUUAAAUCUUAUAAGGAGAGACAACUUGAGUAAAAAGAAAACGCUUUGAGAAGAUGACAUUUGAGUUUCUUUUUCUGAAAUGACAUUUAAAUUGAGAUUAAGAAGUCAAGUAGGAUGGGAUAGAGUAGAGCUCCAGGUUUCCUAGCAGAAGAAAUAGUGAGGCAGGCUCAGAGAGGUUAAGCAACAUGCCCAGGAUGUGCAGUUGGAGUGAGGGAGGGCUGAACCUCCAGUGUGUGUCUUUUUGUCUUUGCACCACCACCUACUAGCUAGGUGUGACUGUGGCAUUGACUCCAAGGCAAGGGGGCUUAGCUCCCCUGGCAGGUUCUUAUCCACUAGGGUAGGUUGGGGGUGUUCCCAUUUUCUCACACUAGCCAUUGUCAUCAGAAUAAAUUCCUAGCUGUAGAAGAUGCAGCAACUGCACCUGGUAGAGAUCUACGGAUGCUUUCAAGUGGAAGAUAACUUUCCCAUAACUCUAGGCCAUUGCUUAUAGUUUGCUUAAGCCAGGACCAUCUGUAGGAAGCAGAAUGCUUGCUAAGAUAAAAUCUUCAGCCACAUUCACAAUACCCUCUUAAUUCCAUUGACAUCAGGACAUUGUUGAAUUCUGCCUGGCAGUACUGGGCCCCUUUACUGCUCCAGGGCCUGUGGCCUUCUCCAACAUUCACCCCUAGACCUAAUCCAAUCAAGCCCCACCCCUUCUCUCUUUUGAUAUUUUUCCCAUAAGCAUUUCCUUGUGCUGGAAAGCUGUCCCCUCUCCAAUAAUGAAAGCCUCGCUGUCUUUUAGAUUCAAUAUCUAAAACAAACGUAGUCUCUUGGGGGCUCUUACCCUUCAGUGUGAUCUCUUCCCAAAGCAAGGGAAAUUUAUGAAAAUCUACCACUCCCGAGGCACAGUAAGCAGAUGUUGGAUAAAUGUUUACCUUCUUUCCAUAUUAUUUGUGAACUAUUUUGAGUACACCCUGGGCUUUAAAAACAGACUUCUCAAUCAGGCAGAUCUGGCGUUUUCUAAUCUUUACUCUUUUGGUUUCUAUUUUGUGAUCUUGGCCAAGUUGUUUAAUGUCUCAGCCCUCAAGCUGAGGGCACUAUUUGCUUUUGCUUCAGGGGGCGCUGUUCACACAGAAUUCAGGGGUGUCUCCAACUGGCUGGGAGAGAGUGCAGCCUUAAUUACCAUUCUCUGCUCUCUGGAGACUUGUCUUCGACCUAGUCUUCCCUUUCAUUUUUUCUGGGCUGUACAUCUCCACUUUUGAAGGUCCACUCUGUCCACUCUGGCACAGUGGUCUCUCACCCAGUAAGCAAUGUUUUCCCUUGGUAAAGUGCUGUGUUCUGUGAAGUUUGGGAGAGAAGAAUUUUUUAAAAAUCUCUGGAGGAGCCAGGUAGUUCCAACUGUGUGGUUAGGAGUUCCUGUCAUCCCUUAGGGCUCUUUGGACCUUCUGUCACUAUCCUCACAGUUUCCAGGGAAGUGCUACACUCCUUGAAAACUGAACAAAACAGAGACAAAGUGCCUCUUUGGUCCUUCUUUGCAUAGCUGAGAUCUUAAGGAACAGUUAUGAAAUAUGAUAGAAAUUCACACUGGAAGUGCACAUAGAAUGAGUGUCCAGCUUUUAAAGCACUGGUUUUUGAAGUCCACAGCAAAUGCAUGGAACCUCACAGAAGUCUGAUGGAACCUCACAGAUCAGGGUGUUCACAGAAAGGAUGUUCAAACAACUUCGGAAAUGGUUUGUCACUCACUUUUCUGGGCAUUCUCGGCAGAGAGCAAGGCUGGUCUCCAAAGACGGAAGAUGCAAUAUAGAAUUUGGCAACGUGUAUGUACAGUCAAGAUUUAUAUUUUUUGUGGACAUCUGGACAACUGUGCUUGAUCUCAAAUGGAGAUACAAAAUGACCAUUUUCAUCUCAGCCUUCUUGGGGAGUUGGUUCCUCUUUGGCCUCCUAUGGUAUGUCGUAGCCUACGUUCACAAAGACCUCCCAGAGUUCCAUCCUCCAGACAAUCAUACCCCCUGUGUGGAGAAUAUUAAUGGCAUGACCUCAGCCUUUCUAUUUUCUCUGGAAACUCAAGUGACCAUUGGAUAUGGAUUCAGGUGUGUGACAGAACAAUGUGUCACUGCCAUUUUUCUACUAAUAUUCCAGUCUAUUCUAGGAGUUGUCAUCAAUUCUUUCAUGUGUGGUGCCAUUUUAGCCAAAAUCUCAAGACCCAAAAAAUGUGCCAAGACCAUUACAUUUAGCAAGAAUGCAGUGAUUAGCAAGCGGGGUGGGAAGCUCUGUCUUCUGAUCCGAGUGGCUAAUCUUAGGAAGAGUCUCCUCAUUGGAGGUCACAUAUAUGGAAAACUUCUGAAGACCACAGUCACUCCUGAAGGAGAAACCAUUAUUUUGGACCAGACCAAUAUCAACUUCGUAGUUGAUGCUGGCAAUGAAAAUCUAUUCUUCAUCUCCCCAAUGACAAUUUACCACAUCAUUGAUCACAAUAGUCCCUUUUUCCACAUGGCAGCAGAAACACUUUCCCAGCAAGACUUUGAGUUAGUAGUAUUUUUAGAUGGCACAGUGGAGUCAACCAGUGCUACCUGCCAAGUCCGCACGUCUUAUGUUCCAGAAGAGGUUCUUUGGGGCUACCGUUUUGUUCCCAUAGUCUCCAAGACCAAGGAAGGGAAAUACCGAGUAGACUUUCAUAACUUUGGUAAGACAGUGCAAGUUGAGACCCCUCACUGUGCCAUGUGUCUUUAUAAUGAGAAAGAUGCUAGAACCAGGACAAAGCUAGGUUAUGACAACCCCAACUUUGCCUUGUCAGAAGUCAAUGAAACAGAUGACACCGAAAUGUAGCAGUGGCUUUCACCAUGAAUGAAACAAAGUUUUCUAGGUACCCAGUGACUUCUACAUUAUGAAGCAAUCAACAGUUUUGGGUUACAAACACAAAAACAAGAGCCAUCAAGGUCUACCAGCACAAUGACCCCUACAAGGUACAUGACUCUACAAGACUAGUAUGUUAGCACACAUAAUGCAUUUAUAUGAAACUGCAUAUGAGAGCUACAAGUGUUCACCUGGAAUUUUGAAUAUGAUUAUUUUCGGUCAUUCAGUGUUCAUGAGAACAGAUGAAAUCACCAAGAGUCUCAUGGACAGGCUAAAGGAGAUAGUUUUUUUUUUUUAAGUCUCCUUGAAAGGGUUAGGAGCUUUAAAUGGGACCAAGAAGCAACUAUAUUUUCAUUUUGAUUCUGAUAAGAAAAAUGUUAUUUUUAUUUUAACACUGAUUUUAUUAACGGAAAAGUUGUCUUCUGUGUUGGAGGAGAUGAGCUAAUAAACCAAUGACAAUAAGAAGAGGUUGUUACACAAUGAAUAACUUGAGGAGCUAAGCUUCUCAAGUUCUGGCCAUUAGAGCCUUCAUCUGAGUCUGGAUCAUUUAUGUUACAUAAAGAGGAAGGAAAAGCACAGUCCAGGGACUAGGCAGGAUACAAACAUGCUUUACUUUAUGACUUACACAUAUGCAACAGCCCACAUUGGGCUUUGGCCCAAAUGUUUUCAUGUGGUACGUUUAGACAGAGGCUAGAGCUAUACUCCAUAAUCUUGAUGAACUACAUCUUGCCAAAGGGAAGGCUUGAGCUGAGAACAUUGGUGAUGUUUGUUUCAAUCUUCACUGGAUGGGUGAAGGAUCUACAGAUCUGUUAAGAGUAUUUCCUGCUCAUUCCCAAUAGCAGUGAGGAUUUUGAGAACGCAGUCAGUCUGAAAGGCUAAGGCAUACUAAUGGUUAAAGUUUCUUGUGUUUCUCUGCCUAGGGUUUGCACUUAAAUGUAUUUCUGAAGAGGUGAAGAGGGGAGAGCAAUAAGAUGUGGCCUCACAAGCAGGAUAUUUUGAGACCUUUGUGUCUCUAUAAGCCAUCCCCACAUCUUCCUAAAAGGGACCAAUCUAAUGGAAGGAUUUCCCCUUAGGGGAAGGUUUUAAUGUGAAUGGAUUAUAUUGUUUCUCAUCUGAAUUAUUUUGAAUAUAUCCUGGAAAAAUGGAAAUCAAAGAUGCUUGGUAAUCAAGAUGAUUCAAUGUGUUGAAAUAUUAAAUUUCUGAAACUAGUGUCUGUUUUGAUGCAUCAAAUGUGACAGGGAAACUGGGGAAAAUACUCUUGCUACGG